This is a messenger RNA of Durio zibethinus, 1453 nucleotides long. Its product is annotated as Matrixin family protein. Lineage: Eukaryota; Viridiplantae; Streptophyta; Magnoliopsida; Malvales; Malvaceae. Gene Ontology annotation, biological process: proteolysis; collagen catabolic process; extracellular matrix organization. Gene Ontology annotation, molecular function: zinc ion binding; metalloendopeptidase activity. The record is from RefSeq and is a predicted model, not a curated record. Gene Ontology annotation, cellular component: extracellular matrix.
UUCUUUCUUUAUAACAGCGCUUCCCACGCCUACACUCCAAAAAUCUCCACCGGCCUCCCCCAUCAUGCUUCUACCAUCCAAUCACCCUCUCUCCCUUCUCCUCAUCUUCUUUCUUCACAACUUGCCACCCUACAUGGCGGCAAGACCAGUACCCGAGUUUCCAUUUAAGCAACUAACUGAAUCAACUGUCAAUUACUACAAUAGGUUCCUCAAUUCCUGGAGAGGCAGCCAUGUCAGUGGCAUGUCGGAGAUCAAGAAAUACUUCCACUACUUCGGUUAUAUAACAUCACCAAAUUACAACGUAUCAGAUGAUAUCUUCGAUGCUCAAUUGGAAUCAGCUAUCAUUCAUUUUCAAACAAAGCUUGGCCUUCAAGUUACCGGUAAGCUCGAUUAUGAUACGCUGUCUCAAAUUUUAGCUCCUAGAUGUGGUGUUCCCGACUCAGAACUUUCUCCUACGUUGCAUGCAACAAAAAACUAUGUAUAUUUUCCUGGGAAACCUCGAUGGGCACGUCGGAUUCCGAUGACUCUAACGUAUGGAUUUUCCCCUGACAAUUUGAUCCAUUACUUGAGUUUAUCUGAUAUAAAGAAAACCUUUAAACGAGCUUUCUCGAAAUGGGCAUCGGUUAUUCCUGUCAGUUUUGUAGAAACAGAUGAUUAUGGCUUUGCUGAUAUCAAAAUAGGAUUUUACACUGGCGAUCAUGGCGAUGGAGAGCCGUUUGAUGGGGUGUUAGGGAUCCUGGCCCACUCGUUUUCUCCUGAAAGCGGGAAGUUUCAUCUCGAUGCAGCUGAGACAUGGGCCAUUGAUUUUGGAGUGGAGAAAUCGAAGGUAGCUAUUGAUUUAGAAUCAGUGGCAGUUCAUGAAAUCGGGCAUUUGUUAGGGUUAGCUCAUAGUCCAGUUAAAGGAGCUGUUAUGUAUCCAAGCUUGAAACCUAGAGAAAAGAAAGUCGAUUUAUCGGUUGAUGAUAUAGAAGGAGUCCAAUCUCUUUAUGGAUCAAACCCUAAUUUUACAUUUGGUUCUUUGUUGGAAUCUGACACUUCAGCAAAUCAAGCCGCUAAUUUGAGUUUUGAUUCACCUUUAUGGGCCAUGUCGAUGCUCUUGGCAGCUUGCUUCUUCUGCAUGUAAAUUUUCUUCUUUGUUUUUUUUUUUUUUUUUUUUUUUUAAUUUAGAAGGUGAUUGGGUUUUGAUUCUGUGAUCUCUGUUCCAUGGUAGGAGCACCCCAGACCCUUGAUAUAGGAUACUUUUGCAGUCAUAUGGGAGAUUCCGAAAUCAAACGGAGCAGAAUUUUGACCUUUUUUUUUUCGGUUUUCUACUUAAUAUUGAUAGUCUUAGCUCAACUAUACUUAGGAGGACGCUGUAAGAGGAUAGCAUAUUCUUUUAUGUAUCAUUUUAACACGAUGUAAAAGUGAUUAUUACAAUUAAAUUAAAAAAAAAUAUUCAUGUAUACCAUCGGUU